Messenger RNA from Aspergillus sclerotioniger CBS 115572, 1680 nucleotides. RefSeq names its product Zn(II)2Cys6 transcription factor domain-containing protein. The coding region runs from base 1 to 1680 and encodes 559 amino acids. The record is from RefSeq and is a predicted model, not a curated record. Gene Ontology annotation, molecular function: zinc ion binding; DNA-binding transcription factor activity, RNA polymerase II-specific. The transcript is spliced from 4 exons. NCBI's taxonomy places the organism in Eukaryota, Fungi, Ascomycota, Eurotiomycetes, Eurotiales, Aspergillaceae. Gene Ontology annotation, biological process: regulation of DNA-templated transcription.
AUGCAAGUAAGAGAGAUCUGGUUGUGUGCUGUAGACAAGCAAACUGAUGUGAGCAGAAAGCGACGGGUCAAGUGUGACGAGACCAGGCCCAACUGCGAGAGAUGUUCCUCCACAGGUCGCAAGUGCGAUGGCUACGGGUCCAGUCCGCGUUCCUUUGACCGUGCUCACCCACAGCUGCCGUUGCUUUCACUUACGCGCCUCAAUCAUGCAGCGACAGAACGUGAAGUCCGGUCGCUCCAAUUCUUCUACGAGAAGACGGUUCCUUCCUUAGCAGGGUACUGUGGUUCGGAGUUUUGGGGCCGCCUCGUAAUGCAGGUGAGCCAGCACGAAAUACCGGUUUGGCAUGCGCUGGUCGCAUUGGGCGCGCUGCACGAGAAUUUCGAAAAGAUGCCCGGUUUCGGACUCGUCCGGGCCGGAUAUGACACUUUUGCCUUGCAGGAAUAUCUCAAGGCAAUACGGGCCCUUUUAGGGCCAGCGGAUUCGCUGCUUCCGGCUUCUAGUAACUACGCUGCUCCUCCAGGGGGGCUAACCGUGGACGUCUGCUUGAUUUCAUGCAUUUUAUUUGUUUGCUUCGAGAUCUUGUCCAGUCACUAUAUUGCGGCACUCAGCCAUAUCCAAAGCGGGAUGAAUAUCCUUGGAGAGGUGUCCUACGAUCCGAGCACCGGGUCAUAUCAUCACCCUGUUCUCAGGCCGUCGACGGUGUCAGCCCUUGAGAUGGGGAACUUGCGGAGAAUUUUCAUCCGCCUCCGUAGCCAGACUCGUACCGGCAUGGAUCAGCCUUUGAUGGAUGCAGUGCCGUCGGAGGGUAUCUUUCCGCUUGAAGUACCGGAGUGUUUUUCCUCCCUUGCAGAGGCGCGUGACUUGUUCGAAUACUACAGCUAUGUAUUCCGACAUGAAUACGGCAAGAUGGGUGGCAUGGAAGCCACGUCACCUGAGCUUGGUGCAGCAUUUAUCCAGACCUGUAUCUCGCUCUUUCAGAAGUGGUCCGGGGCUUUGGACCAGUUCGAGAAGAUACGCGGUCCGUCUUUGACCACCAAGGAGCACAUCGGCUUGAAGAUCCUACAGAUGCAUCGGUGCAGACAAGCCGUGGCUUUUCAAUAUCACAUGUCAGGAACGACAGACCUGAGUGGCUGGGACAUGUAUAACCCAAUGUUCCAGGAGAUCGUCUCCUUGGCAGCCUCUGUCGUCGAGCUUUCGGGUGAGGAUGGCCCUCCGUCUACUCCGCAACCAAAUCCAUCAAGCCAGGGAAGGUAUAAGCCUAGCUUCACUCUUGACAUGGGGAUAAUCGACCCGCUUUAUGAUGUGGCCACGCUCUGUCGUGAUCCGCUCAUCCGUCGCAAGGCGGUGGAUGUCUUGCGCUCGGCCACGCGUCAGGAAGGUAUCUUCAAUAGCUACGUGUGUGCGGUCGCUGCCGAGAGGGUCAUUUCUCUAGAGGAGGGCGUAGCUUUAGAUACCAGUAUGGAGAGUCAUGGGGGGUUCUCUGCAUCGCCUAUUCUUGGACAUCGGCCCCGGUACAUCAGCAGAUGUUCCGAGGUACCUGACAACGCACGUCUGUUGUAUGCAUAUCCAAAACUUGAUGUUGUCCAUGGGAGGGGGUUUUUGAAGGUUGAAAGGGGUGAGGGUAUGGAGAUGGAUAUUCCAUUACCAGCCAUGGCAGCAAUGCUGGAUGCGGAAAAUUGA